Messenger RNA from Entamoeba histolytica HM-1:IMSS, 915 nucleotides. RefSeq lists its product as uncharacterized. The record is from RefSeq and is a predicted model, not a curated record. The transcript has a single exon. The coding region runs from base 1 to 915 and encodes 304 amino acids. Lineage: Eukaryota; Evosea; Mastigamoebida; Endamoebidae.
AUGUCUACACAAUUAUUUAAUUCAUCAGAUCUUUUAGGUUAUUCUAUCUUAUUCUUAGAUAGUUGUGUAAGUGCAACAAAGAAUGGAACAUCAGGAAAUGAAGUGAUUUCAACAUUACUUUCAAAUAAACCAAUCUGUGAUUCAUUAUUUGGCAUUGCAAUUAAGGCAUUUCCAAUGACACCAGAACCAUCGUUGAUGUUAAUAGGAUCAUUGUGUUAUUCACUUGAAGCAAGCUUUGCACCGUAUUGUCUUCCAUUAAUUCCAAAAACUGUAGAAUGGUUAAAUACGGAAUUACCACCAAAUAUAUACAAAUUGUUAUGUGAACUUGUAGGUGAUAUUAGUAUAACAAUACAAAAAGAGUUUGAACAAUAUGCAAGGAAUUAUUUAGAGUUGAUUCUCCGAAUAUUUAAAAAGCCAUAUUUAACAUUUGGGGAUAAAACAGGGAUUAUCCAAGUUAUUGGAGACAUCAUAGCAACAUGUCCUAAAGAAAGUCAGAUAGCAGUUCCAACUGUUGUUGAAAUAUUGAGUGGAGUAAAUACAGUACAAAGUGAAGAAGAAGAUGAAAUAAUUAGAGCCAUAAGUGAACUUCGUACAGCAGCAUUUUAUGUAUAUUUUACAAUAUAUCAGAAUUAUGUUAUUGAUGAUGUAAUUCCAUUUGUUAAAAUUACAAUUCAAUUAAUAUACAUAUCAGUAAGUGAUAAAUUCUUCAGUAAAAUGCCACAAUUAAUUAAUUAUAUAACCAAUACAAUAUAUGAUAUUAUACAUAAUCAAAGUGCAAUAAAAUCACCUGAGUUUAUAGGAGAAAUGAAUAAUGGGAAUAUACCAAAAUUGAUAGGAACGAUGAAAGAAGUGUGUAGUGAUAAUGAAUGCAAGAAGAUGUUACAAAGCAUAACAAGAUAUUUACAUAUUCAAUGA